UCUUCCUCCUCCUCGGAGGGGGCCGGCCCCCUGCCGGAGGGGCUGGAGAGGUUCCAGAGCCCGGGCAAGGGCCGGGGGCUGAGGGCGCUCCGUCGCUUCGCCGUCGGCGAGCUGCUCUUCUCUUGCCCGGCCUACGCUUGCGUGCUGACCGUCAACGAGAGAGGCAACCAUUGCGAGCGCUGCUUCGCCAGGAAAGAAGGACUGUCAAGGUGUGGAAGAUGUAAGCAGGCUUUUUACUGCAAUGUAGAAUGUCAGAAAGAGGACUGGCCCAUGCACAAGCUGGAAUGUUCUGCCAUGUGUGUGUUUGGACAGAACUGGAAUCCCUCAGAGACCGUGAGGCUCACGGCAAGGAUUCUUGCCAAGCAGAAAACACACCCAGAAAGGACAGAGUCUGAAAAACUCCUAUCUGUGGAAGACUUUGAGUCCCAUCUGGAUCAGCUUGACAAUGAAAAGAUGGAGCUGAUUCAAAACGACAUCUCGGCUCUUCAUCACUUCUAUUCCAAACACAUGGAAUAUCCUGAGAAUGCAGCUCUUGUGGUCCUUUUUGCUCAAGUUAACUGCAAUGGUUUCACUAUUGAAGAUGAAGAACUUUCACACUUGGGAUCAGCAAUAUUCCCAGAUGUGGCACUUAUGAACCACAGUUGCUGCCCCAAUGUGAUUGUUACCUAUAAAGGGACAGUGGCUGAAGUCAGAGCUGUUCAGGAAAUAGAACCUGGAGAUGAGGUUUUUACUAGUUACAUUGACCUGUUGUAUCCUACAGAAGAUAGAAACGAUCGAUUAAGGGACUCCUAUUUCUUUACCUGUGGUUGCAGAGAGUGUAUUACUAAAGAAAAGGACAAAGAUAAGCUGGAAAUCCGCAAGCUGAACGAGCCUCCAUCAGCAGAAGUCAUACGAGAUACGAUCAAAUAUGCCAGAAACGUGAUUGAGGAGUUCAGGAGAGCCAAACACUACAAAUCCCCAAGUGAACUGCUAGAGAUUUGUGAGCUCAGCCUUGACAAGAUGGGCUCGGUGUUUGCCGAGAGUAAUGUUUACAUGUUGCACAUGAUGUAUCAGGCGAUGGGAGUCUGCCUCUACACGCAAGACUGGGAGGGUGCUUUACGCUACGGGCAGAAGAUUAUCAAACCGUACAGUAAACAUUACCCCUUAUUUUCACUCAACGUGGCCUCUAUGUGGCUGAAACUAGGGAGACUUUACUUGGGCCUGGAAAACAAAGCUGCUGGAACUAAGGCUCUGAAAAAGGCAAUCGCUAUCAUGGAGAUAGCACAUGGGAAAGAUCAUCCAUACGUUAUAGAGAUCAAAAAGGAAUUAGAGGCCCACUGAGUCUUUGAAUCUAUGCAAUCCUUCAACCUUUCUUUAAAAGCUGUGCUAUGGAAACUUCAGGUGUGCUUUGAAAAUUGACGCGGGAUGAAAGCUUUUCUGUAAAAUAAUUGGAAUGACAAACAUGUGGUGCACUUAGGCCUUGCCUCUUGCAUUCUCUGAGGUUUAUGUGAAAUAUCUUGAGCCUUUUAUGAAUUAAUUUCUGAAUGCUUUCCUUUUUCGCCCCUAAGGAAAUGCCAUGCUUUCACACAGAUAAUGUCUUUGAUCAAUCAUGUGGAGAAAUGACCAAUUUUUAUUUAAACCAUGCAAAGUAAUUAAUUAAACAGGGACGACAUUGCUUGAGCCUGCUUGCUUGUGUCCCUUCAUUAUGGUAAUGCACAUUUUGGAUUCCAAAAAUGUAUCAUAUGAAGGUAUAGACUUUGAGAGUUUCUCUGGCACUUUAUGCCAUCAUAAUUAUAAAGAACCUUGUUCCUGACA
Messenger RNA from Pogona vitticeps (central bearded dragon), 1794 nucleotides. It is a transcript of the gene SMYD2, whose product is annotated as SET and MYND domain containing 2. Gene Ontology annotation, molecular function: protein-lysine N-methyltransferase activity; histone methyltransferase activity; protein binding. Gene Ontology annotation, cellular component: nucleus. The record is from RefSeq and is a predicted model, not a curated record. NCBI's taxonomy places the organism in Eukaryota, Metazoa, Chordata, Lepidosauria, Squamata, Agamidae.